Piliocolobus tephrosceles (Ugandan red Colobus) is the source of this 4481-nucleotide messenger RNA. It is a transcript of the gene SGCB, whose product is annotated as sarcoglycan beta. The record is from RefSeq and is a predicted model, not a curated record. Gene Ontology annotation, cellular component: sarcolemma; sarcoglycan complex. NCBI's taxonomy places the organism in Eukaryota, Metazoa, Chordata, Mammalia, Primates, Cercopithecidae. Gene Ontology annotation, biological process: muscle organ development. The coding region runs from base 310 to 1269 and encodes 319 amino acids. The transcript has 6 exons.
UUUUUGAGGGUGCCUUUUCUGAGGAAUCUGCAGGCGGCCCGAGGUGGCGCAGAAUCCCCAUAGGCCCCUUCUGGAGCCUGCGCGAUACAACGCGCCCGAGGCCACUGUCCUAGGGGCAGGGGCCGCGGCGGAGCGCGAGCCCGCAGGGACGGGAUAUGGAUCUCCGGGGACGCGGGCUGGGGAGGAGAAGGUGUGAGCAGCGGGUCCCCCGCGUCCCACCGCCAGGGCGCAGGCGCAGGCGCGCGGGGUGCGGUCGCAGAGGGGCGGGCACGGCGCGGCCGGGAGCGUGGCGGCUACUGGCGCGUGAAGAUGGCGGCGGCAGCGGCGGCGGCGGCUGCAGAGCAGCAAAGUUCCAAUGGUCCUGUAAAGAAGUCCAUGCGUGAGAAGGCUGUUGAGAGAAGGAAUGUCAAUAAGGAGCACAACAGUAACUUUAAAGCUGGAUACAUUCCGAUUGAUGAAGAUCGUCUCCACAAAACAGGGUUGAGAGGAAGAAAGGGCAAUUUAGCCAUCUGUGUGAUUAUCCUCUUGUUUAUCCUGGCUGUCAUCAAUUUAAUUAUAACACUUGUUAUUUGGGCUGUGAUUCGCAUUGGACCAAAUGGCUGUGAUAGUAUGGAGUUUCAUGAAAGUGGCCUGCUUCGAUUUAAGCAAGUAUCUGACAUGGGAGUGAUCCAUCCUCUUUAUAAAAGCACAGUAGGAGGAAGGCGAAAUGAAAAUUUGGUCAUCACUGGCAACAACCAGCCUAUUGUUUUUCAGCAAGGGACAACAAAGCUCAGUGUAGAAAAUAACAAAACUUCUAUCACGAGUGACAUCGGCAUGCAGUUUUUUGACCCGAGGACUCAAAAUAUCUUAUUCAGCACAGACUAUGAAACUCAUGAGUUUCAUUUGCCAAGUGGAGUGAAAAGUUUGAAUGUUCAAAAAGCAUCUACUGAAAGGAUUACCAGCAAUGCUACCAGUGAUUUAAAUAUAAAAGUUGAUGGGCAUGCUGUUGUGCGUGGAAAUGAAGGAGUAUUCAUUAUGGGCAAAACCAUUGAAUUUCACAUGGGUGGUAAUAUGGAGUUAAAGGCGGAAAACAGUAUCAUCCUAAAUGGAUCUGUGAUGGUCAGCACCACCCGCCUACCCAGUUCCUCCAGUGGAGACCAGUUGGGUAGUGGUGACUGGGUGCGAUACAAGCUCUGCAUGUGUGCUGAUGGGACACUCUUCAAGGUGCAAGUAACCAGCCAGAACAUGGGCUGCCAAAUCUCAGACAACCCCUGUGGAAACACUCAUUAGAAGAACCCCAGAGGUCACCAACUUGUUUAUAUCUUGACUUGACUUUUUUAUGCAUGCAAAUCAUUGUUUUCACAGAGUUUGUAAUAACUCAUAAUUAUUUUAAUGGCACAGCAUUGCUGUAUCUGUUUUAUGAUCUACAUAGUUAAAAUCUUCUCAGAGAGCCUAAAUUCUAAUACAUUUUAUUAAUUUACGCUGAUCUUCAUAUUUAUUGUUCCCUAAAAUAAUUAUGAGAAGCAAAUGAAAAUUCAUGUUUAAGGAAGUGUUUUUAAAAGUCCACUAUCCCUGUUCUAAAGAUUAAAAGGCUGAAGCAGCUGUUUAGACUCACUGUAAGUAUACUUUGGUAACUCUAAUGGGGAUAGAUCCACUUAAGAUAUUUAAAUCAAUGUUUCAUGCUCUGUCUUUUGGCUUCUAAAAGGAAAGACGCCGAUUUCUAGUGCAUUAAGCCUGAGCCGUAUUCUCACAUGUAAGUGAAGUCAUUAAAGAACUUUAUAAAUGUGAGAUAGAAACAAUGGUUCCUCAGUUUUGCACUAGGAAGAAAAUAUUUUGUAAAAUAGUGUUUAUUUGAAAUAAUGAUAACUAUCAAUUGUUCACAAUGUGGUAGAAAUUAAAACACCAUCUCAGCUUUAACUUUUAAAUAAUAAUGAUAACUAUCUUUAUUGAGCAUCUUCUACAUCCUAGGCAUUGUCCUAGGCAUUGCAUGUUUAUAUCCCCAAUUCUUACCACAACCCUGCAAGUAGGUGGUAUUAUCCAAGUUUUACCCAUUACAAAACUGAAACUCAGAGAAGUUAAGAAACUUGCCCAACAUCACAUAGCAGAGGUGGGAUUGGAAUUCAGGCGUGAUUCAAACCUGGAUGUACUUGAUUCCAAAUGCCAUGUCGUUUUCACUGUCUGCACUGACUUUUUAAUUAUUUAAAACUCUAGAAAGAUGAACAAAGGUUAAUUUAAACUUACAUAAGAAGAUGAGAGUCAAACAAAACAGGUAUGCUUACUCUACUUAAAAAGAAAAUAAACCUCAUGUCAGACCCAGAAAGGACCAAUCACUGUCCGAUUUUAAACUACGUUGGACCAAUUCCAAAAUAUUAUACGAUGCAGAGGUCAAAUUUACCUACUUGUGAAUUACCUCAGUUUCCCAACAAUGGACCUUGGCACACUGGAGUUACAAUACGUAACCGAGUUGCCAAGAUGUUUAUACCCUCAGCACUCGGGGCAACACAGUGGAAAGUGGGGAGGCCAUAGACCCAAACAAGUUAUUUGGGCCAGGCAUGGCCUGGUAAGUACACCAUGCCUUGAAAAUAAGUCCAGAAGCACUGGACUAAAGAGUGCUAAUGCAGGAAAUAAUACACAUAAUUUUUAGAUAAGGAUAAUAAUUUAUCUCUACUCCUAAUAUUACUAUCUCAUUGUAAUUAUUUAUAACCCGCAAGCUAGUUGAUUUUUAAUAUGUUUGAUUAGAAAAGAACUCUCUGGUAUUAUUAAGACUCCCACAGGAUCAGAGACAGGGCCCCCAAAGGAGUUUGCUGUAAAAUAGGCAGUAGAGAUGUGGCAUGGGUGCAACCCUGCAGUCAAGUGUAACAGCAUUCUAUCAGGGUCACUUUGAAUUGUGUACAUAAGAAAACCAAUACAAAAAACAAUUUGUAUUCAAUAUUGUCACAUUUCUCUCUGGUAGAAAAAUCAAAUACCUUAGUGAUUAUGAAGUCAUUAAAUUAUACUGAAAUUGGAUUGACUUACUACCUAACAUUGAGUGCAGUUUUUAAAUGAAAAGAAUGAGAUUUAUAACCUCUUGAGUGUUGUUGUUGUGAUAUUUGGACUCAUUUGAAUAUGUUCAAUAUCAUUUAAUAUCUGAAUUAUAUUAAGAAAAAAAUUGCUGAAAUUUUCAUUCAGAUAGUCUAUAAAUUGCAUAUUCAUUACUUGUCUGCUCUAUUUAGAUUUCUUUUAAAAGUUUAAGUAAAUAUUUUUAUAAAAACCAGAAAACACUAUAUUACAAAAUAUUAUUAAAUGUAAUUCAUGAAAUAAUCUAUUUUUACUCUUUUUUGGGAAAUACUUGUGUUUUUGAUGCAUCUCCAUGUAUCAAAAUAGCUUUUGACAUGAGAGGCUAUUUUGAUGUUUUUAUGCAAAUGAUGGUUAACAGGCAUAGAGUUUUAGGAUACUUUACAGUAGUCCUGGCUGUUUCUCUGAAAUGUAGACUUGGAAAAUCUAUUAGAAAGCAGAACAGGGGCAAACUCUCAAUUUUACUUUUGGCUUUUAAAUUUUUUAUUUAUUUAUUUAUUUUUUUGAGACAGAGUCUCGUUCUGUUGCCAGGCUGGAGUGCUACGAUCUCGGCUCCCUGCAGCCUCUGCCUCCCGGGUUCAAGCGAUUCUCCUGCUUCAGCCUCCCGAGUACUUGGGACUACAGGCAGGUGCCACAACGCCUGGCUAAUUUUUGUAUUUUUAGUAGAGAUGGGGUUUCACCAUGUUGGCCAGAAUGGUCUCGAUCUCUUGACCUCUUGAUCCACCCACCUUGGCCUCCCAAAGUGCUGGGAUUACAGGUAUGAGCCACCGUGCCUGGCCGGCUUAUUUUUAUUCACAGUAAAUCUUCAACAACUCAUUCUGUCCACCAGAUGGUAUUUUUCCGUAAACUGAAAUGCUGACUUUGCCUCUUCCAGCUGUACACUUAUCCCUGCACUGAGCACAGAUAUGACAAGCAGUAGCCAUGGGGGAGGUGGGUGACAAAGAUAGGACCCCGGGAGGGGGCGCAGGUACAUGCUAGUUUCAAUUACCACAGUAUUCUAGAGGCGGGCUGCAAUGACAAGGAGGGCAAAUGAAAUCAGUGCAAGAUUUCUUAGAGAAUAAUGGGCAGACGGAAAAAUGUAAAAACAACACAAAACAGGGUCUGCUGAUAAUGUUUUAAAAUAUACAUUUGUCUUCUUUUUGCAUUGUGAAAAAAUAAAUUUUGUGUGAUAGUUUUGAUGAUGAAAGGUAGAAGUUCUACCUAUAUUUGAAUGAGUGUUUUUUUAAGGUAAUGAGAAUGUCAUGGAGCUAAACUUGACAAAGCAGAGAUCAUUGAAAUGCUGAAAAUGUUAGCAGUCUUCUUAAAAGUAUUGAGGGGGCAAAAAUUACCAAUUAUGCCAUACAAAAAUAAGCCUAUAAAUGUGUUUCACAUUGCUAACUUGUGUUUCAGUUGAUUCAGUUUGUAAUAACUAGUUAUGAACUUGUUUACAAUAAAAAUUCUGUAAAUUG